AUGUCGGUGAACGAUCAACCCCCCUCUGUGGACGUAACAAUCUCCCUACGCGCAAGCCAACCCGCUUCAGAACUUCAGAUUCUAGACCAGCGAUUGAAGCGCCUCUCAGACGACGUGCUGCCACCUCACCCUUACCUCCUGACCCUCCCAACGAAGGCGCCUUUUCGUCUGGGUUCCCGCUCCGCGAACAAUUGGGCAAUAGGACAUGAUCGACCGUUCAACCUAGAGGAACAAGAACUUCAAUACAUGACCUUUCUAACCCACAACGAUACAGACUCGUUGCUGAGGGCCGUUGGAGACUGGUCUGACGAGAAGGGGCGCAUGAUGGCCGACCGGUCUACAGCGCCGACCACCGCAGAAAUCCCGAAAGACACCAUCACCAAAAAGAAGAUCAGCUUGAACGAUUACAAGAACCAAAAGAUCAGUGGGCCCUCCCCAGCAACUCAUGAUCGAAAAAUUCGGGACGGAUAUCAUCCACCUAUACGCGAAAAAUUACAGCAAACACCUAAACCUGGCCUGGUCAAGAAGAGCGACAAGAUAGAGCCAGUCUAUCAUCUUCCCAAAUCACAACCGCAUACUUCUGCCGACAAGGGUCUGAAGAAGCGACCGUCAACGUCUGAUCUUGAAGCUGUCAAUCCAUCAGCCUCCAGAGGUCAGGAUAUGAAUUCAUUCAAAAAACGCCGACUCUCUCCGGAGAAGGAGGUCCGUAGGGAUCCUACUCCAAGCAAGUCCAAUUCACCUAGACUACCCGCGCUUCUUUCUCCGACCCUUCCCCCCACUGGACCUAAAUUACCACGACUGUUAUCCCCUACCCUUCCACCGGACAUCGAAAAAGAACUGGCCAGGCUUGGAGACCGUUCACCUAUUCGUCAUUCCCCCAAACGUGACAUCAUAAUACCAAAACAGAAGCGGGAUGAACCAGCCCAAACCCGAACACCAACCACCAUCACCAGCAGCGGUUCAAUUUCCAGCCUACAGAAUGGCCGCGCGGGCGUUAUAUCCAAGGAUACCAACCAUGAGAUGAUUGUCAGAUUGCGGUAUGGGAAGGGAAACAAGAAACGGAUCGAAGCCUUGCUCAAGUUCUCCGGUAAACGAAAAUCAAAUAGACCUAAUUCCCCGCCUGGUCAUGACACAGACCCGGGGGAGAUCACCCACGCUGAAAGGAACAGAGAACGAUCCGGAUUGGUUCAUGGAAAUGGUUCAUCUGAUAGAGCAAAGCCUAAACACAAGCAUAAUGACGAAGUUUCUAGUCGGGGAGCUGGUCGAUCAAAGGAUGCCAAGGGCACCAACGAAAAACUUCCCACUCCAGCUUCCCAUCCUUCUCGUGCUUCUCUACCGACGAACGACAAGGUGAAGCCUUCAUCAGUGCCACCGAUGAAGGAUCCUAAAGCCUCAAUACCACGACGAAACGACCUCGGUGAAGGUGAAGGAAGCACCCCUGUGAGCCCUACGGCUAAACGCCAUUCUACCGAUCCAGGUAUAAGGGGCUCACCAUCUCAGCCCGACGGCCGUUCUCGAAACACUGAUCGACGGGCAUGGCGUGAUGAGUUUCAACGGUUUACCAAUAUUGGCCGAGAACUAAAGCAUGCUGCGGUACGGUACAACGCCAAGCCAGACUCGUCAAGCGCCGAUGACAAAUUAGCGGCCGUGACAGCCAUAGAGGCUAUCAUGUGCUUCAUUCUUGCAUUUGUAGCUGAUGACCAAUGCAAGGUUCUCACACGGCAAGUCGGAGACUCCUCGACCUGGCAGUCAAUCCUGGCGUACUGGCGGGUAGUGAAGAAGAACAGUGUCUCAUAUCCAGCACUGCAUGGCCUUUGCCUACUUCUGGGUGCUGUAUCCUAUGGGGCCAUUCAUUCCCUAGAUCUUGAACGUCUCACCGUUAUCCCUCUACCGGGGGAACAUACACCGGUGCCAACUCCUGGGGGUGACGGGAAUACCGUCCUAUCUGACGAAAACAAGAAAAGUCGGAAGGAGUUUUUGGAGUUGAAGAAUCGACUCCCCGAGUGUUGGAAAGAAUCCCAGAAGCUGUGGCUAGAGGGCAUUCGCAGUCUAUCCGAAGAAAUUUUGAGCAGUGAUUUCCCCAACACCUGGUCAUUACGAUCUCAUAACCAUGGGGAACGAGGCAAAGCCACUCCGAUACCUGGCGAUUAUACUGGUGAUUAUUUUCUUCCAUUGGGAGGGACCACUCCGCCUAUCGAAGUAGUUCGAUUUGGCUGGUCUCUUCUUCGAGAGUGGUGUACACAAGAGAAGGUCGAGUGGAAUGGUCGCUUGGGUCUUUAA
This is a messenger RNA of Penicillium odoratum, 2280 nucleotides long. RefSeq lists its product as uncharacterized. NCBI's taxonomy places the organism in Eukaryota, Fungi, Ascomycota, Eurotiomycetes, Eurotiales, Aspergillaceae. The record is from RefSeq and is a predicted model, not a curated record. Bases 1 to 2280 code for a protein of 759 amino acids. The transcript has a single exon.